AUGCCUGUUGCCGUGGGAGACGGUGGGAUAUGGCAGAGCAUUAUGGGAUGUGUGGUGUUUGCCGACUGGACCCUGUGGACUGGACCCUGUGGAGACUGGACCCUGUGGACUGGACCCUGUGGAGACUGGACCCUGUGGACUGAACCCUGUGGAGACUGGACCCUGUGGACUGGACCCUGUGGACUGAACCCUGUGGAGACUGGACCCUGUGGAGACUGGACCCUGUGGACUGGACCCUGUGGAGACUGGACCCUGUGGACUGGUCCAUGUGGAGACUGGACUGGACCCUGUGGACUGGACCCUGUGGAAACUGGACCCUGUGGAGACUGGACCCUGUGGAGACUGGACCCUGUGGAGACUGGACCCUGUGGACUGGACCCUGUGGAGAAUGGACCCUGUGUAGACUGGACCCCGUGGAGACUGGACCCUGUGAACUGGACCCUGUGGAGACUUGACCCUGUGGACUGGACCCUGUGGAGACUGGACCCUGCGGAGACUGGACCCUGUGGAGACUUGACCCUGUGGAGACUGGACCCUGUGGACUGGACCCUGUGGACUGGACCCUGUGGAGACUGGACCCUGUGGAGACUGGACCCUGUGGACUGGUCCAUGUGGAGACUGGACUGGACCCUGUGGACUGGACCCUGUGGAAACUGGACCCUGUGGAGACUGGACCCUGUGGAGACUGGACCCUGUGGAGACUGGACCCUGUGGACUGGACCCUGUGGAGAAUGGACCCUGUGUAGACUGGACCCCGUGGAGACUGGACCCUGUGAACUGGACCCUACUGGACCCUGUGGACUGGACCCUGUGGACUGGACCCUGUGGAGACUGGACCCUGUGGAGACUGGACCCUGUGGACUGGACCCUGUGGAGCCUGGACCCUGUGGACUGGACCCUGUGGACUGGACCCUGUGGAGACUGGACCCUGUGUUUCUAUCUUAUGAAGUUUAUGAAAUGAUCGAUCACGGUGUGACGGUUCUGCCGCUCAUCUCAUGCGUCCAAACCAAACGCGAUGACGACGGCGGAUCUAAAAAUACUCAGUGGUCGUGUGUUGGCGCCGUGUCGCUGCCUCCAUCUGCGAGAAACACGUCUGAAAACUCCAGAGAAGCACUCAAACUGCAGCCAUUAAAGAAACGGCAGGAGAGAGGCUCGGUUGGGUCCCAGGCGUUUGACAGCUGCUCAGAGGGUGGGGCAGGUCUGGAUGGCGGCUCCGUGGAGGACGGCGGUGGUGGUGGAGCAGUCUAA
Molecule: messenger RNA, 1248 nt
Organism: Knipowitschia caucasica
Lineage: Eukaryota; Metazoa; Chordata; Actinopteri; Gobiiformes; Gobiidae
Source: the annotation of a GenBank genome assembly